AGAGCCACCGCUAAAUUGAUGGACCAAUCCAAUCAUGAAGCAACACACAUAAAAGCACGCUCUUUGUCUUUGUCCUCAUGCGUGUUGCUCUAUAGAUCUACCGGUUGAAUCGAUCCGAUCCAAUCAAUAAUUAUUUGUCCAAAUAUAGUCCUACCCCAACAAGACUCAAAUUCUUUUUUUUUUUUUUUUGGUAACAAAAAAGACCACCGAGGAGUCGUAUGCAGAUCUGGCUCUCCUAUCAUCAAUCCUACAAAACCGAAGCCCCUUCCAUGGCCUCCAUGGAUUGAUUUCUUAAUGUUUUAUUUUUUCCCCUUAAUAGCUUUAAUCAACACCCCUCUUGGAGGAAUAAUCUCGAGCACCUCAUGAGAACCAAGCACAUCGUACCCACACAAGCGUACGACCGCAUCAGCGGCCUCCCCGAUGACAUCUGCGGCCACAUCGUUUCCUUCCUCUCCAUGAAGGAGGCCGUGGCCACCUCCGUCCUCUCCAAGCGCUGGCGCUACGCCUGGACCUUCUCCCCCGUCCUCGACCUCGACCUCUCCCUCUUCCCCAAAACCCACGGCCGCCGGGCCGCCUUCGCCGACUUCGUCGACUCCGCCAUCGCCCUCUUCGCCCUCCCCCACCUCACCAAGUUCCGCCUCUCCCUCGACGACGGCUCCGGCGGGCCCGACCCCCGCCUCGACUCCUGGCUCGCCUUCGCCGUCGCUCGCCGAGUCCAAGAACUCGACCUCUGCCUUCCGAGAUCGCGGACGAUGCGACUCCCCGAUUCCAUCUUCCGCUGCGGCUCCAUCACCGCCUUGAAGCUGAGGCUUCGCUCCUACACCUUCGAGCUGCCUUCGCCCCCCGGCCUUCCAGGGCUCAGAGUACUGCAUCUGACGUCGAUAGCCCCGCUGAAAGGAUCCUUCUUCCAAGAUCUCUUCUCAAACUGUCCACUUUUGGAAGAGCUGGUCGUCGAGGAGUGCCGGGUGGACGUUCUUGACAUCGAUGGUGCUCGCAACCUUGCCACUUUGGUGUUAUCUAGAUGCAACUGGGUCCAUCCGGUUCGGAUCCGGGUCUCGGCGCCUCGUCUGCAGACUUUUCAUUAUGCUGGCAGAGCUGCUGACGAGCAUUGCUUGGAGAACUUACCGUGUUUGGAUGAGGUGGUUUUGGGAUUGAGAGCUCCAUCCUUGAUGUGGGAAGCUGAGGGGGACUGCCAGGAGAGUUUGGUCAAGCUUUUCCAGAUGGUCGGCGGUGCGAGAAGUCUGACGCUGUCGUCGUGGUGCACCAAGCAUCUCGCGCGAGCGCCGAGUCUACUGGACAAUGUGCAAGAAGGUGUGAAGCAUUUGGUGUUGUUUAUGGAGUACAGGGAAGACAGUCUUGGAGCGAUAGCUCCAUUGCUGAUGAGCUGCCCAUAUCUGGAAACCCUUGCAGUAAGCGUCAUGCCAUCGCAGUCGAUGCGAGAAGGAUAUGGUAGGGCCAGAGAAAAGCGAAGAGAGCUAGAAAUUAGGAGGAGGACGCGGCAGUUGAAGACCGUUAAACUGGAGAACAUUGAUGUGAGCAAGACUGGGCUUGAGCUGGUCAAGUUUCUGUUGAAAAAUUUGCGAGCGCUCGAGAAAAUGACCAUCGUGCCUUCGAAGGAUGGUUUGGAGCAUGCAAAGUUUAGACGCAAGGUGUCAACAUUCCCAAGGGCCUCUCGGAAUGCUGUCAUAGAGUAUUGCUUCUCUGAGUGAAAAUUUUGGAUAAUUACUUCAUGUUCCAGUUAUUCUCAAAUAUAUAGCUGACUCAUGUGAAUUUCUUUGCUGUAAACAUCAAAAAAUUGGCCUUUUGGGCAUCUGAGAAAGAGUUCAAUGUAUCUGUUUAAUGGGUUAUGUCGUAGUCAUCCUUUUUG
Elaeis guineensis (African oil palm) is the source of this 1867-nucleotide messenger RNA. RefSeq names its product F-box protein At4g09920. NCBI's taxonomy places the organism in Eukaryota, Viridiplantae, Streptophyta, Magnoliopsida, Arecales, Arecaceae. Gene Ontology annotation, molecular function: protein binding. The record is from RefSeq and is a predicted model, not a curated record.